GUUUUAAAUUGAAGAGAAAAUGUCACUUUACGAUGACUUGGGAGUUGAGACCAGCGAUUCUAAAACAGAAGGCUGGUCCAAAAAUUUCAAACUACUGCAGUCUCAGUUGCAGGUGAAGAAAGCAGCUCUCACACAAGCAAAGAGUCAGAGAACAAAACAAACAACAGUCCUUGCUCCAGUAAUUGACCUGAAACGAGGUAGCUCUUCUGAUGAGAGACAGAUUGUGGACACACCACCUCAUGUAGCAGCUGGGUUAAAGGAUCCCGUACCUAGUGGUUUUUCUGCAGGAGAUGUGUUGAUUCCUUUGGCAGAUGAGUAUGAUCCCAUGUUCCCAAAUGACUAUGAAAAAGUGGUAAAACGUCAAAGAGAGGAACGACAGAGGCAACGUGAGCUGGAGAGGCAAAAGGAGAUUGAAGAAAGAGAAAAAAGACGUAAAGACAGACAUGAAGCCAGUGGCUUUUCAAGAAGACCAGAUCCAGAUUCUGACGAAGAUGAAGAUUAUGAAAGAGAGAGACGAAAAAGAAGUAUGGGAGGAGCUGCCAUUGCACCACCCACUUCUCUUGUUGAGAAGGACAAAGAACCUGUAGCAUCAUUUCCAUUUGAAGAGGAGUCGAGACCUCGGGCACCAUCUUCCAAAGCAGCUAUUCCUCCUCCAGUGUAUGAUGAGCCAGAAAGACCUCGUUCCCCCACGGGACCUAGCAACUCUUUCCUUGCUAACAUGGGAGGGACAGUAGCUCAUAAAAUCAUGCAGAAGUAUGGUUUCAGAGAGGGCCAGGGGCUGGGAAAACAUGAACAGGGGCUGAGCACAGCACUGUCAGUGGAGAAAACAAGCAAGAGGGGUGGCAAGAUCAUUGUUGGCGAUUCUGCAGAGAAAGCAGAAACCGGCAAGAAAGCGGAUUCUAACCCCUUGACUGAGAUACUGAAAUGCCCAACUAAAGUGGUCUUACUGAGGAACAUGGUAGGUGCUGGGGAGGUGGAUGAAGAUCUAGAAGUUGAAACUAAGGAAGAAUGCGAAAAAUAUGGCAAGGUUGGGAAAUGUGUCAUCUUUGAGAUUCCUGGUGCCCCUGAUGAUGAAGCUGUAAGAAUAUUUUUAGAGUUUGAACGGGUUGAAUCUGCCAUCAAAGCUGUUGUGGAUCUAAAUGGAAGAUACUUUGGAGGCAGAGUCGUGAAGGCUUGUUUCUACAACCUGGACAAGUUCAGAGUACUGGAUCUGGCAGAGCAAGUUUGAUUUUAAAAAUCUAGCUCGAGGUGUCACUGUUUUGGCAAUCAUGUUUUCAGCGGUAGGCUGGGAAUAAAGAAGAGAAAAGUAGCUUUCCUAGCAAACUGGAAACAAGCCUCAUUGAAUGGAUUUUUCGCAUUCGUUGUGACUUACAUUUUUUGUAAUAUAAAGCCCUUUGAAAGUAAGAUUCACGUCUGUGUGUUUUUGAAUUGCACAAUUCUGCUUGUUGCUCUGGGGAUCCUGUUUUUUUGAGCUUUCAGAUGACUUUGUUCUUUUGAAAACCCACUGCUGAGGAGAUGCUUUGUCUGUAUUCCUGCUUUCCUUGUUCUGGUGCUUCAUCAUGGAGUCCCUGUGCUGCAUCCACAAUAAGUGGGAAGCUUUGGAAAAGGACUAUGUGCUAUCAUGCUUCUCUUCCCUGAUGGUAUCUCUCAGAGUUACAGCCUUGUUCUCGUAAGUCCUCCGUCUGCACGCCAGAGUGAUUUGGGGUCGUUGGACAGUUGGCAGCUAGUUUGUUCUCUCCUGACUCCAGGACAGUACUUUCUACACCAGAAUGGAGAUGAAAGUAACAAGGAGUGAGUCUGUCUUUCUUCCCAAAUCCAAAGAAAAUACACGUUUAACCCAGGGAAAUGUAAGGAAGAAGGAGUUUAAAAUGCUUAGCCAUUUGAAUCAGAAUGAGUGGACUG
Molecule: messenger RNA, 1902 nt
Organism: Fulmarus glacialis (Northern fulmar)
Lineage: Eukaryota; Metazoa; Chordata; Aves; Procellariiformes; Procellariidae
Gene: RBM17
Product: RNA binding motif protein 17
Exons: 11
Coding region: 20-1228 (402 amino acids)
Biological process (GO): alternative mRNA splicing, via spliceosome; mRNA cis splicing, via spliceosome
Cellular component (GO): precatalytic spliceosome
Molecular function (GO): RNA binding
Source: RefSeq, a predicted model, not a curated record